UUAUGGAGUCUAAAACGUUUCUCAUUCUUGAGAAAGAACAAGAAGAAAAUAAGCAAAUAUCAAUCUUUACUAGAUAGUGCUAACAUGUUUGGUCUAAUCCAAGAAAGUGCUUGCUGUUCAAUAAGUUCAUCGCCAGAGGACGCAUUGGAGAUGGCUCGUCAAGCAUUGGCAUCAAGAAGGCUAUCAUUCGAAGAAGACGAGUCAUGUUCAGUUUUAUCCAUGGCUGGUUUCCCCUUCAAGGAUUGUAUAGUCUUAGCUGUGGAAACUGAGAAUCCUAAAAUGGAUUUCUUGCAUUCAAUGGAGCAAAUGACUAAAGCUUAUGGUGGGGGAGAAAUGGAUUGGGGAUUCAUGGAGGAAUUACUUACUUGGUUCUUGAGGAUUAAUAACAUGAAGUAUCAAAAUUUCAUAGUAGAUGCAUUUGUUGACUUGUGCUUGCGAGGUGUUCAAACUGUGGAAUCACUUGCUACUGAAGUACCUGUUGAAACUGUGGAACCACUUGAUACUGAAGUACCUAGUGAAGCUUUGAAGCCACUUGCUAAUGAAGUACCUGAUGAAAUUGUGCAUGUUAGUGAAGAAAUUUUGAAGGAAUUAGAUGGACUUGAUGCUGACUGUGGGACCUCUGUGCAUGUUGCUGAGCUACCUGCAGGACCAUUUUCUAUGUCAAAGAGAGGCAAGCAUUUUAAUUUUAAAGAAGAGUCAUGUAGGAUUAUGUAGUUCUUGUUGAGAAAUGAAAGGUAGAAACUCUUGGAAAAUGUAAGGAGCAGGGCGGGUUGAAAUCUUUGCCGGUAAUUAAGAUUGAACCCGCCCCACUGC
Molecule: messenger RNA, 813 nt
Organism: Lycium ferocissimum
Lineage: Eukaryota; Viridiplantae; Streptophyta; Magnoliopsida; Solanales; Solanaceae
Product: transcription repressor OFP13-like
Exons: 2
Coding region: 85-714 (209 amino acids)
Biological process (GO): negative regulation of DNA-templated transcription
Source: RefSeq, a predicted model, not a curated record